CAUUACAAAAGACGACAUUGCAGAAGAGAAAUUAUCACGAAAAUGAAAGCAAUCAUAACCCUGGUUUGUAUUUUAACACUAACAAAUCUUUGCCAGGGUUUAACACUCCCGUCUGGUUUUAAAAAAUGCGACAAAACGAAAAGCGACUUUAAUCCCUGCUUAUCGACGGCUAUUCAAGGUGCUAUCCAGCAGCUGAAAGAACCACAAACCGAGUAUGGCUUGCCCACACUAGACCCUUUUGUUGGUCCAGACGACAUGAUUGUGGAAUAUGGAGACGAAACCACCGGUCUUCGACAAAAAUACACCAGUUUUAAAUUUAACGGUUUGACCGACGUGACCUCGACAAGCGCCUCAUUCGACUUCAGCACUAAAACCUUGCAUCUGAAUAUCACUUUCGUCGAAGUUGUGGUAGAAUUUGACUACCAAAUUUCUGGGUGGUUUAUUUUGUAUCCUGUUAACGUGUCCACUACGGGAAGUUGCACUUUAAUCAAACCGUUGUUCAAGCUGGCGUUCAAUUUGGAAGAAUACGAAUUUGAGAAGCAAAGCCAUUACAGAGUGGCGGGUGGCGGAAAACUUAAUUUUUUUCCGGAAGCGAUUAUUUUUGACUACAAAGAUAUUUUCAAGAAAGGGAGUUUGACUGAAGAGAUCAAUAAAGGGAUGAGCGAAAAUUGAAAAUCGUUACGGCGUACUGGCAGGGGAUGUUUCCGAGGCUUUUUAUGGAUGUUUUUGAGGAAAUUUUUGACGAGUUAUUGAAGAGAGUGCCAGUUCCGGAUUUGUUUGAUGGUUUGUAGUAACAAUAAUAAGUUUUACUAUAAAAAAAUCAAAAACAACGUCAAUAAUAAUUGUAUAUAAUAGAAGUAUCGAAUCCUCCAA
This is a messenger RNA of Zophobas morio, 873 nucleotides long. RefSeq lists its product as uncharacterized. The record is from RefSeq and is a predicted model, not a curated record. NCBI's taxonomy places the organism in Eukaryota, Metazoa, Arthropoda, Insecta, Coleoptera, Tenebrionidae. The transcript is spliced from 4 exons. Bases 43 to 672 code for a protein of 209 amino acids.